This is a messenger RNA of Fonsecaea erecta, 1626 nucleotides long. RefSeq lists its product as hypothetical. The transcript has 2 exons. The record is from RefSeq and is a predicted model, not a curated record. The coding region runs from base 1 to 1626 and encodes 541 amino acids. Lineage: Eukaryota; Fungi; Ascomycota; Eurotiomycetes; Chaetothyriales; Herpotrichiellaceae.
AUGGCGCAAACGAUGGACAGCAUUGUCGAAACUCUGGACAUGCCAUUGAUCAUCCCUCUCGCCCCUGAAGGCGACGAUAGCGCAACGAACCUUGAGACAUUCCCCACUGCUCCUGCUCCUGCCUGCUUCCAGGUUCCCGACGUGGAAGAACUCUCGAUCGACCAAGUCCACGUCAACUACCUGCGCCGUGCGUACACGAGUCGGUCUCUGGUCGAGGGCUUCCUGACGCGGAUCCGGGCCCUCGAUCAGGACGGACCCAAGCUGAACAGCAUCGUCACCGUGUCGCCCACGGUGCUGCGGGAAGCAGAAGAGCUCGACGCUGUGUUUGCGAAGACGUCUCGCUUCGUCGGUCCCCUUCACGGCAUCCCCGUGGUCGUCAAGGACCAAUUCGACACGGCCGGGUUGCGCACGAGCUAUGGAUCUGUGACGGCGUCGGACAAUGUCCCGGACCGGGAUGCAGAGGUGGUCAGAAGACUGAAGGAAGCAGGUGCCCUCAUUCUGGCCAAAACCACCAUGCCCGACUGGGCGACAUCCUUCUAUUCCACUUCCUCGGUUUCUGGGAUCACCCGCAACCCGUACGAUCUGUCAAGAGAUACCGGAGGCUCGAGCAGCGGCACCGCAGCCGCCGUGGCAGCCAGUCUGGCCGUUGUGGGCGUUGGGGGCGACACGGCCGGGUCGAUCAGACUGCCGUGCUCGUGGUGCAGCUUGGUCGGGUUGAAAUGCACGCCGGGCCUGGUCGACUGUUCUGGAGCCUCCCCUCUGAUCGGGGCGUUUGACUCGGCCGGGCCCAUGGCACGAUCGGUCAAGGACGCGGCCAUCAUGCUGGACGUCAUUUCCGAGCAGAGAGCACCGCUUGCUCAAGGCUACGCGAGCCACCUCGACGCACAGCGCUUGCGGCAUGCACGGUUAGGGGUCUUGACGUCGGCCUUUGGCGACGACGCCGAUCCGCCCAGUCGCGACGUGAACCGGGUCCUCUGGACCGCGCUCGACAAGGUCCAACAAGCAGGCUGUACGUUGGUGCCCGUCAAUCUCCCCACACUCAACGACAAGCUCAACCUCACGCCGGGGCUGUACGAGACGUCCCGCGCGGCGCUCGACGGCUUCAUGGCCCAGAGACCCGCGCUUCGAGGGAUGACCUGUUCGAAGCUGGUCUCGGAUCAUCUCUUCCAUCCCGCGUGCGACCUGAUCCGAACCAUCGCCUCCAUUUCCCCCGCUGGCAGCCAGAUUCUCCCGGAGGAAGGGGGCCCAACCCCCACGCCCGCGCACGAUCUCGGACCCCUACAACAGGUCCUUCUCGAGGCCAUGGAGCGCGAAUCGCUGGCGGCGCUGGUCUACCCGGUGGCACAGAUCCCCGCGGUCAAGCACGCACAGGCGCUGGCCGGGUCUUUGGAGACCUUCGUCCUGCCGACCAACACCUUUCUCGCGGCGCAGGCGUCAUUGCCGGCCAUCACAGUUCCAGCGGGCAGCACAAGGACGACGUCGUCGUCGGGCGAGGGCGAAGGAGGGUUGCCUGUCGGGAUCGAGAUGCUUGGCCGCCAGUUCUCCGAGCAGGUGUUGCUGGACCUGGCGUAUGGGUUUGAAUGCGUGGUCAAGGGUCGGACGACGCCGAAGUUCAUCGGGUCAUGA